AUGGCGAACCCAUGUGCAUUUCUUCAUCCUUCUGCUACCUGGCAAGCUUUACUUGUCAUUAUUUCUGUGACUGCUGUUCGUGCUGCAGUUUCUGGGGGCCAAGAUAAUUAUCCACAACUGUAUGCUUCCUUCUUUAAUCCUUUAUUCACAACAGUGUCUUGCAGCUACUUCCAUGACCAAUUAUCUAGCACAAGCAUCCUGAAAUGGACUCGUGCUUUCUUCUGGAGUGAAUCACAUUUCGCACAUUGUGUAUACUCUUACUAUUCCCCAAAUCCUAUGUUCCAGAGGGUUGUCAUAGCCAUAGUAUCUGCUAUAAGCGUGGACAAGUUACAUUUUGUAUUAUGCAAGCUUGUACUCCCUGCACUGGUAGUAUUCAUAUUCCUUGCCCACAAGUAUUGGAAAACAAGGAUAACCAUUGAUGCAGUAGAGAAGUUUCUCCAGAUGCAACAAAUGCUUGGUCCCACUAGGUUUGCCUACACGGACAUCACCGCGGUCACUAGCCAUUUCAGAGACAAGUUGGGUCAGGGAACUAUUGGGUACAUAGCUCCUGAAAUGGUAUCUCGUAGCUUUGGUGCCAUAUCAAUCAAAUCCGAUGUUUAUAGCUUUGGUAUGCUACUGCUGGAGAUGGCAGGAGGGCGAAGGAACGCAGACCAAAAUGCAGCCAACUCAAGUCAAGCAUACUACCCGGCCUGGGUCUAUGAUCGUCUAGCCGCACAAGAAUUUGGUGAGAUAUCUAUUGUGUCCGACAUGCAUGAGUUGGAAAGGAAACUGUGCAUUGUUGGGCUACGGUGCAUUCAGAUGAAGCUGCAAGAUCGUCCAAUGAUGAGUGAGGUUAUAGAGAUGCUUGAGUGUGGCACUGAUGGCCUCCAUAUGCCUUCUAGGCCAUUCUUCUGCUAUGAUCAUAUUGUCGAUACAGAUUCCCACCAUUUCUCCUCAGAGCUCAAUGCAAUUGAGGAAGAUGAUUGA
This is a messenger RNA of Miscanthus lutarioriparius, 966 nucleotides long. The record is from the annotation of a GenBank genome assembly. Lineage: Eukaryota; Viridiplantae; Streptophyta; Magnoliopsida; Poales; Poaceae.